Molecule: messenger RNA, 2249 nt
Organism: Zeugodacus cucurbitae (melon fly)
Lineage: Eukaryota; Metazoa; Arthropoda; Insecta; Diptera; Tephritidae
Exons: 3
Coding region: 140-1153 (337 amino acids)
Source: RefSeq, a predicted model, not a curated record
GGUGAAAGAAAAAAUAACAAUUAUAAAGAAAUAAACUAAUAAAUGGGAGACGAAACAAAUAGCUCUAGUAAAAGAAAGUUGUAUUAACAGAAUUAGAAAGUAAAUUAAAGUCCUUGAGUGUAGUGAAUGUGUUCCCAGAAUGAAAACAAAACAAACUUUGUCUAUACACUAUUGGGUAAUUUUGCUCGUGAACGCAUGCAGUUUAUGUGAAAGCUAUAAAAAUAUAAUCCUAAAAGAUUAUCUAUGCGCUGACAAAUUUUUGUUAGAGAUUCAGCGAUCCCUCCAUGUACAUCCUUCAUUUACGCUAACUGAAGAUCGAGAUUCAGCAGCCAUCAUAACCCAAGUUUGGAAUACAACAUUACCAGGUUAUUACUCUUCUAACAAGUUAACAUAUGAUUGUUAUUUUCGCGUGCAAACACCUCAUCGACCGCCACGCGGAAUUUUCACUGUCAUCACACGCCUUAAAUUUCGACGUGAUCCUGUUAAUAAUACCUGUAUAGAUUAUAUACAAUUUGUUGGUGGCAAUCGUCCGGCAUCUGAGAAGAUAUGCAACGAAAUUGCAAUAGAUGGACCAGCGGGUCGGUUAAUAUUCGAUGAACGUAAUCGUGAAGUUAAUAUUCACAUUUAUAUUGAUAAACGUGUUUCGAUAAAGGAACCCCUGGAACUGCGAAUGGUGAUGACAGCACAUUCAGAAUGUAAAUAUACUGGUGACUUUCUCUGUGAUCCGAAAGACCAGUACUCGUGUAUUUCUCGUCAUUUUGUUCGCGAUAAUAUAACAAAUUGUAUGUAUCCAUGUCGCGAUGAAAUAUCAUGUUUUCAUGAUGCAGCUCCGUCGGAGGAAGCUGACACCACAUAUGUAGCACUUUCAGCGCUAACUUCGCUAAUUUUUACAAUGUUGGGCGUUGGUUUCUGUAUAUGGGUCUGUUGGAAAUAUUGGAAUUGCAUAACAGUGCAACAACAUGCACACGAAGCUUCAGCGGCUGCACAUCGUAGGGGGCAAAGGGAAACUCCCGUAGGUGAGACACCAACUGUACCGUCGUUUAGUGAUGCUAUUAGUUCUAGCGUUGGAUACGAACAAGAAAAUCGUCAUCAACAACCACCGUCACCGAAAGAUUUACCGCCAAGCUAUGAAUCAUUAUUCCCAGAAAGAUAAACUAUAGUUGGCGUUGUGGUUCAAUUUUUUAAAAAAAGUUACUGCUAAACGCAAGCCAAACAACUAUUAUCUACAUGUUUAAGGAAUCUCUUUUUACAAAUUAAUCAAAUGUGGGUGAUCCAGUUUUGUGAAUUAAUUAUCAUUGAAGUGUCAAACUUGUGCCAUCAACAUUAUCUAUUGUAUUAUAAGUCUUUUCGUCCGUUUUAGUUAUUUUUAAAUUGUUGAAACAUGUCGAACAAAUUAAUGUCUAGAGUGCCAUCGAUGUACAGUUAAAAUUGUACUACUCUGCAUUUAGUACUGAUAUCAUUUGACUAUUUACCAACUCGAAUAAAAUAUAUCUGUGCAUGAAUGUAUGAAAAUUAUAACUGCCUAUAAAGUAUAACCAUUCAAUUAAAAAAGUUAGAAAUCAAUGUCAACCACACAAAGUCAAUACAAUAUACAUAUAUGUAAUAUUAAUAAGAUACUUAUAUAUAGAAAUUCGCAGUAUAUACAUCAUAUGAAAAGAAUCAUAAAACUUACGAAAACGAAUAUGAAAAGUUAAAAUAUGUACAAAGAAUCUCACUGUCUUCAUAACACAACAUUUAGUAUUUAUAUAUGUAAAUAUGACUGUAAACAAAAUGCAAAUUAUAGUCUGUUGGAAAAAAACAAGCAUAAUCUUGAAAAAGAUGUAAACUGUCAAUGUAAUAGGCAGCCUUGAAGAAUCAACUAUGUACAUUAGUUCCCAUUUCUUUAUGUUUUAUAUUUGCAUACUAACUAUUUUGUUAUAAUUUUUUAUUUUUUUUUUUAUCAAUCGUGUGUUCCUUGUUCUCAGUCUGUUAAGCUUAUAAGCUGUCUAAAUGCACGAAUUUUCUACUAUCAAAUAUUUUAUUUAUAUUUCCUAAAACUUAAGUUUUUACUAUAUUUUGUACUAAUAUAAUAAUACCUCAUGACUUAUAAAUUGAUAGUUGUAAUGUGUAGUUGAAUAAUUAUAUAACAUGGUUAGUGUGAAUUUACCUUGCAUUACAAUUUCUUUUAUAUUGACUGUAAGUGGUAAAAAUAGAUAAUAGAAAUGAACUAGAAAGACAACUUCAAUAAAAUUAGCGGAUUGCGAACAACA